AUGGCAUCUUUUGCAGCGGCUUUAAAACCACCGUUGCGGUGCACCCUCGCCUCGAAAAAGCGAGAAACACUGAUCAUGCCGAACCCGUUACGAAUGGGUGGAAAAUUGGUCGGGGAUACGUGGGUGAACACGUCCGAUUGCGAAGAUUUCAUCGAGGCGGGAUGUGCGAAAUUCCAAGCGAGUGAUUACCAAUCCGCGAUUACGUUCUUCGAGAAAGCGUUAACCGCGGAAGGCGCCGGGACGAAACGGGACCGAACGAAACCCGCGGAGUUAACGAUGGGUGAGAAACAAUCCGCGUAUUAUAACUUAACCGCGUGCCACGCGAAAAUGGAAAACUGGGAUUUGGCGUUUGCGAGUUUGGAGUUGACGUUCCAAAGCGGGUACGCGAACGGGAGGUUGUACGGAUUAGGAAGGGCCGCUCGAGAUUACGAACUUCUGGAGCAAGAUUUAGAUUUCGAAAAUUUGAGAAAAGACGAACGGUGGAACACGAUUUUGACGAAGUAUCGCGUCAAAGGAAGCGAAUUGGCGUUUCAGUUGGAUCCGUCGAACUCCUCCGUCGGCAAGGCGGUGGAACUCAUGUCGAAGCGAAAGAAGAAUACGUAA
This is a messenger RNA of Bathycoccus prasinos, 603 nucleotides long. RefSeq lists its product with no specific name. Bases 1 to 603 code for a protein of 200 amino acids. NCBI's taxonomy places the organism in Eukaryota, Viridiplantae, Chlorophyta, Mamiellophyceae, Mamiellales, Bathycoccaceae. Gene Ontology annotation, molecular function: protein binding. The transcript has a single exon. The record is from RefSeq and is a predicted model, not a curated record.